Guyanagaster necrorhizus is the source of this 1416-nucleotide messenger RNA. RefSeq names its product MFS general substrate transporter. Gene Ontology annotation, molecular function: transmembrane transporter activity. Gene Ontology annotation, cellular component: membrane. Lineage: Eukaryota; Fungi; Basidiomycota; Agaricomycetes; Agaricales; Physalacriaceae. The record is from RefSeq and is a predicted model, not a curated record. The coding region runs from base 1 to 1416 and encodes 471 amino acids. The transcript has 11 exons. Gene Ontology annotation, biological process: transmembrane transport.
AUGGUAUCUGGUUCUGGGAAGCCAGAGCAAGAAUGGCAGGAGGAAUUUGCCAACGUCGUGUACGAGCCCGGAAGCGAGGCCGAGAAGAGACUCGUGCGGAAGAUUGAUAGACACAUUGUCCCAGCAAUUUGGGUGCUGUACACGCUAUCAUAUCUCGACCGGGCCAAUAUUGGAAAUGCGAAGAGCGGGGGGAUGGAGGAAGCCCUGAGCUUGACGUCCAACCAGUACUCAAUAAUAUUACUGGUGUUCUUCAUCUCAUAUGUUCUAUUCGAAGUACCGGCAAAUAUGCUACUUACACGCUUGAGACCCUCUUACUAUCUAUCAGGCCUUUGCUUUGUCUGGGGCGCUGUUGCAGCUUGCAUGGCUGCGGUAAACAACUAUCGACAACUUGCUGGUGUCCGGUUCUGUCUAGGUAUCGUUGAGGCGGGAUUCGCUCCCGGAAUUGCAUUCUACCUUAGCUCGUGGUAUAAGAGGCAUGAACUGGCCAAGAGAUUCUCCAUUUAUUAUACUGCAACUGCCGAUUCUGGUGCCUUCUCUGGCCUACUUGCUGGUGUCAUAACGGACAAUCUAGAUGGCUUCUGCUUAUUGAAGGGGUGGCUUCUUCCUUUGGUGGUCCCUUGUUUUACCUGGAUGGUUCUCCCAGACUGGCCUAGCACAACAAAAUGGUUGACUUCUGAGGAAAGGUUUAUUGCAAUCCAGCGUCUUGCAUAUGAUGGGAUUGGAAAUACUGCCAUUGGUAAAUCAGAUUCCCCAUCUCACAAGGAGGCAUUCUACCUCGCCAUCAAUGACUGGCGCACCUGGGCUUUAUCCUUCAUGUACAUGCUUGCGACCGGCGCACAGACCAUUCAGUAUUUCAUUCCUUCGCUCGUCGGGCAACUUGGGUACACUGGCUACGUCAAGCAGUACAUGACUAUCCCAAUAUACAUAGUAGCGCUUGUCGGUAUCGUAUGCUUCUGUUUCGUCUCCGAUAUAAGGAAGGAGCGAGGCAACUACGUAACAAUUACUGCCCUGAUUGCUGGUAUAUCAUUCAUCAUCACGGUCGCAGUCGAUAACCAGAAAGUGAAGUAUGCUUUCUUGUGCUUCGCUGUUGCGGGUAUAUAUGCUGUAUGUCCGCUGACAUUGCUGUGGGUAUCGAGUGUUAUUGAUCAUCCUGCGGAGAAGAGGGCGAUAGCCAUUGCCAUCGUGAAUGGACUGGGUAACUCUGCGUCGAUCUAUGGGUCAUUCUUGUGGCCAAGUAACACAGGACCAAAAUAUGUUCAAGGAUUUGCUACGACGACCGCUUUUGUCUUGACUCUCGCUGUUUCUGCACAGAUAUUGAAGGUUCUGUUGAAAAGAUAUCCAUCUCAAGGUCUUAACGAUGACUUAGCGACGGUGAAGCACGUCAAGGAUGUUGAUGCCGGAGAUUCUAGCGCAUAA